Molecule: messenger RNA, 1494 nt
Organism: Ostrinia furnacalis (Asian corn borer)
Lineage: Eukaryota; Metazoa; Arthropoda; Insecta; Lepidoptera; Crambidae
Exons: 2
Coding region: 165-1277 (370 amino acids)
Source: RefSeq, a predicted model, not a curated record
AGGUUACGUAACGCCAGUCGAGCGGCGGCCGCUAUUCGGGUAGGACGUGUCGUCGCGGUCCAGAAAACUGUUGGAAUAAAUAACAACAACGUGUUUAUCCUCGUAAACAACGCGCAACUUUGUUUGGGACUUGGUCGAAGUUCGUUGGAGAACCACAAUCCAAAAUGGCAGCGCGGCCUUCAGCGCCGGUGCGCGCGAAGAAACAGAACCACGCCAACAUUCCGUGUCCCAUAGAGAACUGCGCGCGGUUUACCUACGGCAAGCUGCCCGACCAUCUCACCAAGAUCCAUGGACUUACCGGCGCAGAGCGAGACGCCCUCAACGAGCAACAGAGAAAACGCUUCUUCAACGGAGAACUCUGUCAGGUCCGGUACCUCAAAGAAUCUGCCAUCCGAGACCUAUGGGGCACCGACUACGAAGACCCACGCAUCAGGGCCAAAAUACACCAGAGCUAUGCCCUCGUCAAAAUCAGAAUCAUACCAUUAGCUGCUACCCAACGUGCUAGACCACUCACCGAACAAGACGCGAACGUCCUCACCGCUUAUAAUGCCCGAACGGCCCCGAGGCCUGCUCGUGUCCAACGCACCAGGACAAGGCCGAGACCAUACACGGUCCCUGAAGCCAGCCCGGCCGAGAGACGAGCUUCAAGCGAGUCCAGUGAAGAAGAGAACACACGCAACCCUCUCCCACCGUCCCCACCUCCGUCUUCCCCCUCAUUACCACCAUCCCCAGCCCCAUACGAACUCCAGCCAGUCGAAACACGUCUACGAGACAUCUUCGACACCAAAAUCGAUGCUGGCUACAAAGCCGUCAUUGAUGACAUGAAGAAAUCCAUGACGAUGGGCAGAAAUUUAGGUGCAAGGAAGCGGAAAGCAUACCGCACUUACAGGCGCUACGCGAAACGACUGAUAGCAUAUUUACAUAGACAGCACUCGCCGUUGGCUUAUGAUGUGGACGUCCUUCUUUGUGGAGAGAGACAGGUGUGCGCAUUCCUCGAACGCAUCAGCAGCGAGCACAAAACGAAGACGCUACGGAACUACAUCGUUGCUGCAAUCAAGCUGCUGGAUUCGCGGUUGUUCGCGAUCGAAACUGAUCCCUCUUGCAAAGAGAAGGUUACAUCCAUGACCAGAGUCUAUGAAGUGCUGCAUGGCCGCCUGAACGAAUGCGACCGACUGCUCGCCCAAAAAGAAGCAGAAGUCACCAAAACCACCACCGCUAGCUUCGACAGUGACGUCAUGGAUCAGUCCUUCAAUGACAGCUAUGACGAGUUAGAUUAAGCGUCAGAAAUUUGAUCAGCACUAAAUCUGCAUGAUGAUGUCCAACUCAAUGGAGCUUUAUAUUUGUGGUAUUUUAAUUAAUAUUUAAUUGUAAUUGUAGUUCAUUAGUUACCAACCCAUCGGAUUUGUUAUUGUAUAUCAGAUGUUUCCUUGUAAAUAUAUUUUUAAAUUAGUAUUAUAAUCUAGUCAUAGAUUUAUUAGCAGUCAGUAUUAUUAA